AUGAACAGCACCCUGCUCCCUCCAGGCAUCACCUCUGCCGAGGCGGGGCCGGGGCCCCCCCUCUGUGCCCAGCACGAGGAGCGCCUCAAGCUCUUCUGCGAGGAGGAGGAGGAGGCCAUCUGCGUGGUGUGCCGGGAGUCCCUGCACCACCGCUCCCACACCGUCUACCCCAUCGAGGAGGCCGCCCAGGUGUACAAGGUCAAACUCCACAAAUCCCUUGAGCACCUUUUGAAGGAAGUGGAGGAGGUGAAGAAGCGUGAGUCAGCAGAGAGGAUGAAAACCCAGGAGUGCAAGGAGACAGUGAAGAAGAAGAGGGAGAGGAUUGUGAGUGAGUUUGGGAAGCUCCAUCGGCUGCUGGCCGACGAGGAGAAGCUGCUGCUCCAGAAGCUGGAGGAGGAGGAGAAGCGGAUCCUGCUGCUGAUCAAUGAGAACCUGGCCAGGAUGGUGGAGCAGAAGUCCUUGCUGGAGGAGCUGAUCCUGGAAGUAAAGGAGAAGACCCAGCAGCCAGCUGAGGGGCUGCUCAAGGACAUGAAAAGCAUCCUGAGCAGGUGUGAGGGGGUAAAGUUCCAGUCCCCCAAGGCUGUGUCUGUGACCCUGAAGGAGAACUACAGCAUCCCCGAGCACUGCCUGGGCAUGAGGGACAUGCUGAAGAAGUUCAAAGUGGAUGUGACUCUGGACCCCGAGACGGCGCACCCCGAGCUCAGCCUGUCCGAGGACCGCAAGAGCGUGCGGCGAGGGGGCAAGAAGCUGCUCCUGUCCCUCUUCGACCACCCCAAGAAAAUGCUGGGCAGCCAGGUCUUCUUCUCGGGCCGCAGCUACUGGGAGGUGCAGGUGGGAGACAAGCCCGAGUGGGGCUUGGGGCUGUGCCGGGAGUCCGCCAGCCGCAAAGGCAACGUCCUCUUCUCCCCAAACAACGGCUACUGGGUGCUGCGGCUGCAAAACGGGGGCAGCUACGAGGCCCUGACCUCGCCCGUGUCCCCGCUGGCCCUGAGCGUGAGGCCCCGGCGUGUCGGGGUCUUCCUGGACUACGAGGCAGGAGAAAUCUCCUUCUACAACGUGAGCGACCGCUCCCACCUUUACACCUUCACCGACGAGUUCUCGGGGAACCUCCGGCCUCUCUUUUUCCUGGGUGCCUUUUUGGGGGGCAGGAACGCAGAGCCCCUGGUGAUCUCCUGGGCAGAGACCUGGGAGCCCGACCGGCUCCUCCUGGGAGCAGGAGAGUGA
This is a messenger RNA of Merops nubicus (carmine bee-eater), 1224 nucleotides long. Its product is annotated as E3 ubiquitin-protein ligase TRIM39-like. NCBI's taxonomy places the organism in Eukaryota, Metazoa, Chordata, Aves, Coraciiformes, Meropidae. Gene Ontology annotation, molecular function: protein binding; zinc ion binding. The record is from RefSeq and is a predicted model, not a curated record.